CCAGUGCCCACGGUCGGGGGCAGCGCAGCGAGCUGUGUGGUGGGGGCGGAAGAGGCAGGGGUGGCCACCGCCGCCGAGGCCACCGAGUUAUGGGAUGGCUUCAAGUGCCGGAAGUGUCAUGGGUUUCUGUGGUGGUGCUCAGCGGUCUCCUGGGCAAGUUGUUCCCUGCUCGAGCUCGGGCGUCGCAACUCCGGCACGAGGGCAACCGGCUGUACCGCGAGCGCCAGGUGGAGGCGGCACUACUCAAGUACAACGAAGCAGUUAAAUUAGCACCCAAUGACCAUUUACUUUAUAGCAACCGGUCACAAAUUUAUUUCACCUUGGAGUCUCAUGAGGAUGCACUGCAUGAUGCAGAAAUAGCAUGUAAGCUCCGCCCAAUGGGCUUUAAGGCACACUUCAGAAAGGCGCAAGCCUUAGCCACCCUAGGCAAGGUGGAGGAAGCACUAAGAGAGUUUCUAUACUGCGUUUCACUGGAUGGAAAGAGCAGGAAAGCAAGAUCGGAAGCCCAAAGCCUUCUCCUUAGUUUCUUUUCACCAUCAGUCCCGGGACAGUCUCAGGAACAUUCUCCCGAUAUUCUGAAGCUGUUGGCACCUCAGCUUAGAUUAAAGGAACAAGUAGAGUCAUUGGCUACUGAAGGCGACAGCCAUAAUCUACCAAAGUUGUCACAGGAAAACGAGGAACUCCCCCAUUGUUCUAGACAGGAGGAAGGAGCAGCCAGUGGGGACUGCAACAUCCAGAUGAAUCCUGCGGAAGUAAAGGGGCAUGGGCAGCAAGGCACCAUGAAAGACCAGGAGGAAGAGGAGGAGAAGGAUUACCCUGCCUCUCCAGAAGCUGCCUCCAGCCAGACUGGCAAAAGCCAGGAAAGGAAAAGGAAACAUUUUCAAGUUGAAUCCAAAGACCCAGACAUUCCUACAAAAGUCUGUAAGCCAGAAUCUCCUGCUGAUUUGGGGGACUUGCCUGCUGUCAGUAUUCCACUCCCAUCUUUUGACGCAACCGACCUUGAAUGUGCCCUAUGUAUGAGAUUAUUCUAUGAGCCAGUCACAACACCGUGUGGACACACAUUUUGUUUGAAAUGUCUUGAGAGAUGCCUAGACCACAAUGCGAAAUGUCCACUGUGCAAAGAUGGUCUUUCACAGUGCUUGGCAUCAAGAAAGUACAGCAAAAAUAUCAUAAUGGAAGAGCUAAUAGCCAAAUUCCUUCCAGAAGAACUCAGUGAACGAAAGAGGCUUUAUGAAGAGGAAAUGGAAGAACUUUCUAACUUAAAUAAGAAUGUGCCUAUUUUCGUGUGUACUAUGGCCUAUCCCACCGUUCCUUGUCCCCUACAUAUAUUUGAGCCUUGCUACCGUCUGAUGAUUCGUAGAUGCAUUGAGACAGGCACAAGACAGUUCGGCAUGUGCCUUGGAGAUCCCGUCAAGGGGUUUGCAGAAUAUGGCUGCAUUCUAGAGAUCAGAAAUGUUCAGUUCUUUACCGAUGGCCGCUCAGUGAUUGACAGUGUAGGCAAGAGGCGCUUCAGGGUCCUUCGUCAGGGCCAGCGGGAUGGCUACAACACAGCCGAUAUUGAAUACAUUGAAGACCAAAAGGUUCUAGGAGAGGAUUGUGCUGAACUCAUGGGAUUACAUAACUGUGUCUAUGAACAAGCAUCAUCAUGGUUUCAUUCGCUCAAAAAUUCUCUUAGGAAUCGGAUAAUCAAUCACUUUGGUCCAAUGCCAGACAAAGAUGCGGAUCCUCAGAUUAACCCAAAUGGUCCAGCCUGGUGCUGGUGGAUAUUAGCAGUUCUGCCGCUGGAAAGCCGUGCUCAGCUUCCGUUCCUAGCAAUGAGGUCCUUGAAGGAUAGACUGAAUAGUAUUCGGCGCAUCCUCGCCUUUAUAGCACGAAACCAAAACUAGUGAGAGUGAAUUGAUGAAAAGAAAAUUUCACCCUCUCUACUGCCUAGGGGAGUCAUCUUGUAAAUAUAUCAAGUUGCAAUAACAUCUUAACUGAAGGAAGUAUCAAAUAGAGGCAUUACCUUGCUGUUGAUGAUAGAGAGAAAUUCAGUUGAAAGACCAAAGAAUGUGACCUGUUAGAAACUUUCUGUGUUGAGAUACUUCUUGACAUGCUGCACAACUAUAGCCACAGCAGAGGUGUUCAAGAGCCCAGAAAAAAAAUUGCUUUUGACAUAAAAUUUUCUGAAAGUUUAAAGUGGUUUUGCUUUAAUUCUCUUUCUUUCAUCAGUGAAUGACUGUGUGAUUGAAAUGUGAAGCAAAAAUAGUAAUAAUCUUGCUGCAUUAUUUCACUGACUUGAGGCCCUAUUCCAAAUAGUUCAGGUUUUAUAAAGCAUUGUAUAAAAUAAUAUUUAUACUCCUUUCUGUUUUAAUAAUUUAUUUUUUGCACUACUGUAUCCUUUUUUGUACAUGUAUGUUUGUAACUAUUUAAGUGUGCAUUACUGAAUUCACUUGCUUUAUUUAUUGAUGUAGUUAACCAUGUAGCUAGAAGGAAGUAACAAUACUAGAAAUGUGCCAUUUUUGCUUUAACCAUUUUUACUAGGUUUGAUUCCAGUUCUUGAACUAUUUUUGUAUCUCUCUAAUUGGAUGCUUAAAGGAACAAUAUAAAAUACUUAAGGGAUUUGCCAUAGAUUGUAUAAUAAGCCAGGAUAAAGUAAAACCAUCCAUUUUCUAUGUGUUACACAGAGCGCUUAAGGCAUUAUUUUUCUAGAAUGAAGCAAUGAAUCAGAAGAGUGUCCUUUAUUGCAGGCUAUUAUAGGCAUUUAUCUGAGCAAUCUAAUUCUGUGUUUCUUAUCUCUCCCCAGUUCAGUUAGGAAUGGGCUUUUUAGGCAAGAUAAUAUUUAACCCUUCUGAGGGAAUGGUUUUCAGUUAGGAAUGUCACAGUGAGGCCCAACUAGCCUCCAUACCCUGCCUCUUUUCAGGGUUCUUAGGGUCACAGCCUGGGCAGCAUGUGUGGAAAUACUUGAUGAAGGACUGUCCAUUAUGAAAAGUGCAAAGAAGCUGGUAGAAAAGGUAAAAUGCUUAAAAAACAACCCAAACUAUCAUUUUGGUUUUUUUAAUCUUUUUAAAGGAACCAAAAAGUUAAUUCAUGAUUUUAUCUAGCAAUUGCCUAGUUGCAUUGGGCCAAAGAUUUCAAUAUGGGGAAGAAUGGUGGGUAAGGAGAUAAGAGUGAGCCCUGGUUUAGCUUGCUUUAGAGUUAGUGUGGUUCCUUUGGUGCCAGGCCAACCUGAAAAAUGGCGUAUGUAUGCGAGUGUUAUAAUAACAAGAGUGAAAAGAUUAGGGCAGGGAAGAAGUGAAUCAUGCCAUUUGUGCAUUUAAGAAAAUGGCCAUCCCCCUCCACACUGUGAUUCAGAACUGCAGCAGUGUGUUGUUUAUUUGAAGUCUGUCCACUCUUUUAAGGUGAGAGGUUAAUGCCUCAAGUAAUGCCUCUGACUUCUUGCAUCAUCACCUGUGGCCAGAAACAGAAAAGGCAGAAUGAGAUAAUCUGCACUUUCUUAAUGGAUGCUAUGUUGUCAGAGCAUCAUGUUACCAGGUUUGAUGUUUGGAGCCAGACUGGGCUGAUGAAGAAUGGAAGGACAGGCAUGGUUACUGCCCAAGCGAAAGCUACCAGACUCCAGGAGCAUUAUAUUACAGACUAUGCCUCCAACUUGGUACACACCAUGUGGUCAUAACACAGUCCUAGUAUAACAGUUUCCUAUUAUCUAGUGUAAAUGUAACACCUGCCCCCCCCCAAAA
Molecule: messenger RNA, 3716 nt
Organism: Myotis davidii
Lineage: Eukaryota; Metazoa; Chordata; Mammalia; Chiroptera; Vespertilionidae
Gene: LONRF3
Product: LON peptidase N-terminal domain and ring finger 3
Exons: 12
Coding region: 90-1886 (598 amino acids)
Molecular function (GO): protein binding
Source: RefSeq, a predicted model, not a curated record